Messenger RNA from Populus euphratica (Euphrates poplar), 408 nucleotides. RefSeq names its product glu S.griseus protease inhibitor. NCBI's taxonomy places the organism in Eukaryota, Viridiplantae, Streptophyta, Magnoliopsida, Malpighiales, Salicaceae. The transcript is spliced from 2 exons. The coding region runs from base 84 to 302 and encodes 72 amino acids. The record is from RefSeq and is a predicted model, not a curated record. Gene Ontology annotation, molecular function: serine-type endopeptidase inhibitor activity. Gene Ontology annotation, biological process: response to wounding.
UAUAAAUAACCACCUCGACUUCAACAAAAUCGUAUCUCAAAUACAAGGAAACAUUACUAGAGAGUUUAAAGAGGGGAAAAAAAAUGUCAUCUGAUACUACAUGCCAAGGUAAGAGUUCAUGGCCAGAGCUUCUCGGAGCAGAGGGGAAGGUCGCUGCAGCUACGAUUGAGAGAGAAAAUCCUCUUGUGGACGCUAAAAUUGUGCUGGAAGGAUCAGUGGUCCCUCUGGACUUCCGCUGUGAUAGGGUUUGGGUUUGGGUUGAUAAAAGGGGCAUUGUUGUUCAAGUCCCUCGGAUUGGUUGAGAUGCAAAAAUACUGAUGCUUCUAAAGGAAAUAAGGAGAUUUAAUCUCCAUGCAUGCAUGUACUGGGUACUAGAUAAAAGUUGUUAUUAAUUCUCGUCCAUUUACU